Fraxinus pennsylvanica is the source of this 1686-nucleotide messenger RNA. The record is from the annotation of a GenBank genome assembly. NCBI's taxonomy places the organism in Eukaryota, Viridiplantae, Streptophyta, Magnoliopsida, Lamiales, Oleaceae.
AUGGGCAACUUCCGCAUAUAUUUCCAGCAACCAUUGCUUUUAUGCACUCUAUUUCUUUAUACUCUGGCAAAAGAAACUGAAGCUCUCAAUCCGGAUGGACAGGUGCUUAUCAACUUUAGGACAGCCAUCAUUAGUUCAGAUGGUGUUCUGCAGCAGUGGAGACCAGAGGAUCCUGAUCCAUGUGGGUGGAAAGGAGUACAAUGCGAUCCCAACUCAAAAAGAGUUACAACCUUGAGCCUCCCUAACCACAAGUUUAGUGGACCUAUAUCACCUGAUAUUGGGAAGCUAGAAAGUCUACAAUUUCUAGCUCUUCAUGGCAACAAUUUAUAUGGGUCAAUCCCUCCAGAAUUGGGAAAUCUGACUAGGUUGCAGUCAAUGUUUUUGCAGGGUAACUACUUAAGUGGAUUUAUUCCGAGUGAGCUGGGAAACCUUUCUCUGCUUGAGAAUCUAGAUCUAUCAAGCAAUUCUCUCAGUGGCAACAUCCCUGCUUCUCUUGGGAAGUUAAGCAAGCUCUCGAUUUUCAAUGUAUCAACAAACUUUUUGGUGGGAUCAAUACCCUCUGAUGGUGUUCUUGACAAUUUCCGUAGUGAUUCCUUUGUUGGAAAUCGUGAAUUAUGUGGCAAGCAGAUAGAAAUAUGCAAGAACAAUGGUGGUUCUUCGGCAUUGUCGCCCACUGAUAUAGCCCAAAGUCAGUUCAAGAAGAAAUAUUCAGGACGCCUUCUCAUAAGUGCACUUGCUACUGUGAUUGCAUUACUUUUGGUAGCGCUUGUGUGUUUCUGCAGCUGCUUCCUGUAUAAGAGGCUUGGCAAAAAUGAUAGGAAAGGCCUUGCUAUUGACGUCAGUGGAGGUGCAUCAAUUGUGAUGUUCCAUGGUGACUUGCCUUACUCUUCAAAAGACAUCAUAAAAAAAUUGGAGACAUUGAAUGAGGAACACAUAAUUGGUGCUGGGGGCUUCGGAACAGUGUAUAAGCUUGCAAUGGACGACGGUAAAAUAUUUGCCUUGAAAAGGAUUGUGAAGAUAAACGAGGGGUUUGAUCGUUUCUUUGAAAGGGAGCUUGAAAUCCUUGGAAGUAUCAAACAUAGAUACCUGGUAAACUUGCGUGGAUAUUGCAAUUCUCCAACAUCAAAAUUGUUGAUUUAUGAUUUUUUAUCCGGAGGCAGCCUAGAUGAAGCUCUUCAUGAGAGGGGUGAGCAGCUAGAUUGGGAUGCUCGUUUGAAUAUUAUCAUGGGAGCUGCAAAAGGGCUUGCCUAUCUGCAUCAUGAUUGUUCCCCUCGGGAUGAGGAAUCCCACAUCACGACAAUUGUUGCUGGCACCUUUGGAUAUUUGGCUCCUGAAUAUAUGCAGAGUGGGAGAGCUACAGAAAAGACUGAUGUUUAUAGUUUUGGGGUUUUGGUGCUUGAAAUUGUGAGUGGAAGACGGCCUACUGAUGCUUCCUUCAUCGAGAAGGGCCUAAACAUCGUUGGAUGGUUGAAUUAUUUAGUUUCGGAAAGUAGACAGCGAGAAAUAGUCGAUCCACUCUGUGAAGGGGUACAAGUAGAAAGUCUCAACACCUUACUUUCAAUUGCCAACCAAUGUGUUUCUUCAGGUCCCGAUGAUCGUCCCACCAUGCACAGAGUAGUUCAAAUACUCGAAUCUGAGAUCACGACCCCGUUCCCUAGCGACUUCUAUGAUUCAAACUCGGACUGA